UCAAAAGCAACAGCUGUCGCUGGUAAUUAACAUUGCGACGCGUCAGCACUCAAAUUAAUAAUAAAUUAAUGAAAUUUAAGUAAAUGGACUCGCUAUAUCAUCAGACAAAUCAAACGGUCAAAGAGAUCGAACAGGCGUUUCAACGCCUCAGCAGACUAGCAACCACCGAAGAGACCAUAGCUGAGGAAAAUAACAUUAAAUUGAAAAUUACACAAGCCAAUAGCAACUGCGAUCGCCUCGAUGUCUUGCUCUUCAAAGUGCCCCCCUCACAGAGGCAAAGCUCCAAAUUGCGUGUGGAUCAACUGAAAUAUGAUUUGAGGCAUUUGCAAACUUCUCUUCAGCAUGCCAAAGACCGGCGACAAAGGCGCCAGCAAGAGAUUUCGGAGAGGGAACAAUUGCUACAACAUCGUUUCUCUGCGAAUAGCCAGCAACCGGUAGCGGGAGCGGGUGAAACGUCUAUACAGUUGGAUUAUGAUCUACAGCACCACACACAAUUGGGCAAUGCCCAUCGGGGUGUAGAUGAUAUGAUUGCCUCGGGUAGUGGCAUACUGGAGAGCCUCAUAUCACAGCGUAUGACAUUGGGUGGGGCACACAAAAGGAUUCUUGCCAUUGGCAGCACAUUGGGCUUGUCGAAUCAUACAAUGAAAUUGAUUGAACGGCGCUUGGUCGAGGAUCGUCGCAUAUUUUGGGGUGGAGUAGUCGUUACGCUGCUAAUUAUAGGAUUAAUCGUUUACUAUUUAGUCUGAUAUAUCAAAUAAAUUGUGUGUAAAUGUAUACUAGAGCACAAAGAGUCA
Molecule: messenger RNA, 794 nt
Organism: Drosophila willistoni
Lineage: Eukaryota; Metazoa; Arthropoda; Insecta; Diptera; Drosophilidae
Gene: Membrin
Product: probable Golgi SNAP receptor complex member 2
Exons: 2
Coding region: 84-746 (220 amino acids)
Biological process (GO): vesicle-mediated transport; vesicle fusion
Cellular component (GO): ER to Golgi transport vesicle membrane; late endosome membrane; endoplasmic reticulum membrane
Molecular function (GO): SNAP receptor activity; SNARE binding
Source: RefSeq, a predicted model, not a curated record